UUAUGAGUAGUUUCCUUGUUUUGCUCGCUCGUUAAGUUGGGGGAAGUAAUGGACUAUGGAUGCAGAGUUCAGGUAUUCCACCGCUUCAGAGCCUCGGAGGAAAACUAGGUUUAUGUAAAAUCUGAGAGAUUAAGUUACUUUUGAAGCUUUAAAGACAUGGAUCUUUACGGGAGAAAUGAGACCUACUUGAGCGUGGAGUGCGUCGGAGCGCUGGACGAUGCGCUCCAGAGCCGCGCCGGGAACGGCAGCUUGGAGACAUCCAACCUCUCCUGCGUCAACGCGUCCGCGCUCCUCGCCCCGCAGCGCGUCAGGCAGAUGGAAGAGAACCACACGCUACGAAUCCUCCUCUACGCGCUCAUCUUCUUCCUGAGUGUGUUCGGCAACCUGCUGAUCAUCGUGGUGCUGACGGUCAACAAGCGCAUGCGCACCGUCACCAACACCUUCCUGCUGUCGCUGGCUGUCAGCGACCUGACGAUGGCCAUCAUCUGCAUGCCCUUCACCCUCAUCCCCAGCAUCCUCAAGGACUUCAUCUUUGGCGCCACCAUGUGCAAGAUAGUGUCCUACCUCAUGGGUAUAUCAGUGAGCAUCUCCACAUUUAGCCUGGUUGCCAUAGCGAUUGAGCGCUACAGUGCCAUCUGUAACCCCCUGAAGUCUCGGGUGUGGCAGACCCGUUCCCACGCGUACCGCGUGAUCGCCGCCACAUGGGUGCUGGCCUUCGUCAUCAUGAUCCCGUAUCCCAUCAUCAGCCACCUGGAGCCCAUCCAGCGCUCUGACAACAGCACGGCGCACCAGUGCCGCCACCAGUGGCCGCGCGCCGCUCUGGAGCAGACCUGGUAUGUUCUACUUCUGCUCAUACUUUUCGCAAUUCCCGGGGUGGUGAUGAUCGUUGCCUACGGGCUGAUCUCCAGGGAGCUUUACCGAGGGAUCCAGUUUGAGAUGGGCAACAAAAAAGACUCCACUGAUGUGAAGAACGGCCUGACUUCGGCAGCGUCCACCGGCAGUGACGACGGAGACGGGUGUUACGUGAACGUGGUCAAGCGGCCGCACUCCGUGGAGAUGUCGGCCAUGGCCACGUCCAGCAAGAUGAUCAAGGCAGAGCGGCCGCGCAGCAACACGUCGGAGGCCAAGCUGGAGGCCAAGAAGCGAGUCAUUCGCAUGCUCGUCGUCAUCGUGGUGCUCUUCUUCAUCUGCUGGAUGCCGCUGUACUGCGCCAACACCUGGCGGGCUUUCGAUGACAGCUCCGCCAAGCGGGCCCUCUCGGGGGCCCCCAUCGCUUUUAUCCAUCUGCUGAGCUACACCUCCGCCUGCGUCAACCCCAUCAUCUACUGCUUCAUGAACAAACGCUUCCGCAAGGCGCUGCUCUCCACGUUCUCGUGCUGCGCCGCGCCUUGCCGCCGACGCCGUCGCCGCGGGCUACGCGACGAGGAAGACGUCAUGGCGACGGGCGCGUCCAUGUCCAAGUUCAGUUACACCACAGUCAGCACCAUGGGGACCUGCUGAGGGGGACGGAUACAGGCCCGGCCCGGAGGAGAGUUACCACGGCAACAAGGCACCCAGCAUCUUCUCAUGGGGACAGUAUUGGGAAGUGGAGAAACAUUUAUUGUAGCACUAUAACAUCCUCAACCAUGACUGUGAGUAUAAGUGUGUAAAGGUUAUGAGAUAAAAACCCAGUUUAACUGCACCUGCAGACAUUUUUUGGAAAAAAAUCCAAAAACGGAGAAUACAAUAAUUUAUUUUCACAGUU
Molecule: messenger RNA, 1744 nt
Organism: Cololabis saira (Pacific saury)
Lineage: Eukaryota; Metazoa; Chordata; Actinopteri; Beloniformes; Belonidae
Gene: cckbrb
Product: cholecystokinin B receptor b
Exons: 5
Coding region: 157-1500 (447 amino acids)
Biological process (GO): neuropeptide signaling pathway
Cellular component (GO): membrane
Molecular function (GO): gastrin receptor activity; neuropeptide receptor activity
Source: RefSeq, a predicted model, not a curated record